AAUCAUGGCAUCUGAGGUAAUGGGUAGAACCAAUCAUUCAAUUGUAUCAGAAUUUGUGUUCCUGGGACUUACUAAUUCAUGGGAGAUUCAGCUCCUCCUUUUGGUCUUCUCCGUUUUGCUCUACUUUGCAAGCAUGAUGGGCAACAUUGCCAUUGUAUUCACGGUGACCUUGGAUACUCACCUGCACUCCCCCAUGUAUUUCCUCCUGGCAAACCUCUCGGUCAUUGAUAUGUUAUUUUGUUCCAUCACAGCCCCUAAAAUGAUCUGUGAUAUUUUCAAGAAGCACAAAUCCAUCUCCUUUGGUGGAUGUUUUACUCAGAUCUUCUUUAGCCAUGCUGUUGGGGGCAGUGAGAUGGUGCUGCUCAUAGCCAUGGCUUUUGACAGAUAUGUGGCGAUAUGUAAACCCCUCCGCUACCUGACCAUCAUGAGCCCAAACAUGUGUCUAUGUUUUUUAAUCACUUCCUGGAUUAUUGGCCUAAUCCACUCAUUGGUUCAAUUAGUUUUUGUGGUAGAUUUGCCUUUUUGUGGCCCUAAUAUACUGGACAGUUUCUACUGUGACCUUCCUCGACUCCUUAGGCUUGCCUGCACAAACACCCAAGAACUGCAGUUCAUGGUCACUAUAAAUAGUGGAUUCAUUUCUGUGGGUUCCUUUGCCUUGCUGAUCAUCUCUUACAUCUUCAUUUUGUUUACUGUUUGGAAACAUUCUUCUGGUGGUUUAUCCAAGGCCUUGUCUACUUUGUCAGCUCAUAUAACUGUGGUGGUUUUGUUUUUUGGGCCACUGAUGUUUUUCUACACAUGGCCUUCUCCCACAUCACACUUGGAUAAAUAUCUUGCUAUUUUUGAUGCAUUUAUUACUCCUUUUCUAAAUCCAGUCAUCUAUACCUUCAGGAACAAAGAGAUGAAUGUGGCAAUAAGGAGAUUAUAUAGUCGUUUUAUGCAUUACCGGAAAAUUUCUUAAAUGGAUUGGCUAUGAA
Molecule: messenger RNA, 974 nt
Organism: Erinaceus europaeus (western European hedgehog)
Lineage: Eukaryota; Metazoa; Chordata; Mammalia; Eulipotyphla; Erinaceidae
Product: olfactory receptor 4F15
Exons: 1
Coding region: 5-958 (317 amino acids)
Biological process (GO): G protein-coupled receptor signaling pathway
Cellular component (GO): membrane
Molecular function (GO): olfactory receptor activity; G protein-coupled receptor activity
Source: RefSeq, a predicted model, not a curated record